This is a messenger RNA of Paralichthys olivaceus (Japanese flounder), 5422 nucleotides long. It is a transcript of the gene dnajc14, whose product is annotated as DnaJ (Hsp40) homolog, subfamily C, member 14. The record is from RefSeq and is a predicted model, not a curated record. Lineage: Eukaryota; Metazoa; Chordata; Actinopteri; Pleuronectiformes; Paralichthyidae. Gene Ontology annotation, molecular function: dopamine receptor binding.
GGAAAAGGAGCAGCAGAAGAAGAAGUGCUUGGAGAAAAAAAAACAAAAAAGAAAACAUCAGCGACACUUGGCUGUGUGUGAACAAACAAGGUUACACAGUAAUCUGAGGAAGCAGCCAGAUGCACAAUGAUAGCUGUGUGGUUUGUAAAACCCUCUUGAAACCUUGGAAGUGGCUGCUGAUAUGGUGGACCUGAGACUGGCUCCAAGAAGCCCCCAGUCUCCAUUUUUCAUGAGAGUCUGGGGAAACGUUGCCACUGAUUAUGGAUCUAGGACAUCACCUUCCUUGAGUUUCCAGUUUUACAGCCCUUCAGUCAAACAGCUGUAAGGGACAUGGAGAGGGAAGCAGCUGAGAAGGAGAUGGAUGGAGUUACAGACACUGACGAGGAGCUCCCUAAAGGUGAUUCCACCUUAGUGACCAAAUCUAGUCAGUGUGAGGACAGAGAGACUGAUGAUGACUGUGAGCAAGAGAACACAACCGCCAGUCUCAAAUCUCAGGACACCCCAAACCAAGACACCCCACAGGACUUCGGAAUUGAUGAAGUAGAGUAUUGUGGAUCUACAGAGGCCAAAGAGGACACUGAGCAGGCUUCAGAUGGGUUAGAGAAUGACGGCGCUACAGAUCUUGAAAGCUCGCAGGUUCAAGAAGAGGAUGAUAUUGAGAAGGAGCAGCACAUGAAUGGAGAGUCUGGUUGGAGGAGCCUGGGAGGCGGACGGAGAUGCAAACUGAAGAGCAGUGGUUCAUUUUCAGAGCAGAGCAGUCAAAGUGCUUUUGCCUCCUUUCAAAAAAGCAAUGUUAUAUCCAGUGGUGGCCGGCACAAGCAGACCCGCAGACGUAAUCACCACCACCAUCAGCAGAACCGGAGCCGCAGGCGGACAGGCAACCAGCUCAUCUUAGCUUUCAAGGAGAUGCUGUCAGAGUCUCUCAGCUUCUGGUGCAUCUCCUGCGUCCACAUGAUGAUUGAGAUUAUUGUCACAUUAACUCACAAUUGUGGAGUCUGUGUGGAAACUGGAGGAGUGAAACUUUAUAACUUUGGACAGCAGCUUCUUUUAAAGAUCACAGAUAUACACGGGAUGAAGGCAGAUGCUAGUCGGAUUUUGAAAUGGACUAAAUGCACAGGAGUAGAUUUGGUGGAUAAAAUUGUCAGGUCAGGGAAGUGGGUAAAGACAGCGGCCUUAUCUUGUUUCAGACUUUUCUGUGCUUUGGCUAUUCUUGGGUCCCAAUGGGUAAAGGGUGUGGUGGUCCGACUUGGUGGAGAACGGGGAAAACGCUACUGGACAUCUUUUCAGGAGUCAAGGUUUUGGAAGCGGGUUGUUUCCCUGCUGGAGAGAGUUCAGAGACGGUUCAGGAAAGACGCCCACGCACCACCAUCCACACAUGAGUCACCUGGCAGAGCAGGGAGGGGCCAGUCGGGCCAGGAGCUGGAGAGACUGCUGGCCUUAGCUGAGAUACCGGAGAACGAGCUUGACCCCUUUACAGUGCUUGGUGUGGAGGUACACGCCUCUGAGGCUGAGCUGAAGAAGGCCUACAGACAGCUGGCUGUCCAGGUCCAUCCAGACAAAAAUAAACACCCACGAGCUGGAGAGGCGUUCAAAGUAUUGAGGGCUGCCUGGGAUAUUGUCAGUAACCCAGAGACACGACGAGAGUAUGAGUUGAAACGCAUGGCAGCAACCGAGCUCUCCAAGUCCAUGAACGAGUUUCUCACUAAACUGCAGGAUGACCUGAAGGAAGCCAUGAACACCAUGAUGUGCACCAAGUGUGAAGGCAAACACAAGCGGUUCGAGAUGGAUCGUGAAGUGGCUGAGGCCCGGUUCUGUGCUGAAUGCAGUCGUUACCAUAGUGCUGAGGAGGGGGACCUAUGGGCCGAGUCAAGCAUGUUGGGCCUUCGCAUCACAUAUUUUGCCUGUAUGGACGGCAAGGUCUAUGAUAUAACAGAGUGGGCAGGUUGUCAAAGAAUAGUCAUUUCUCCUGACACUCACCGUGUGCCCUAUCACAUCUCCUUUGGUUCAAAGACCAACAGCAAUCCCACACGACACAGGACGACCUCGGAGAACGCCACAGGUCCAACCAAUCCCGCUGACUUGCAGGACUUCUUCAACCGCAUCUUCAAAGGAGGACCUCCUAAUGACAUGGCUGCCAACGGGGGCUUCUUCCCCUCAGGUUCCCCUCAUCAACCACCGCCUGGUGCUGGAGUUCCGCCGUUCUCCCCUCCCCCAGGCCAGACAGGUUUCCACAUGCCGGGGGGUCCACGGCCAGAGCCCAGCGAAACUUGGGCUGAAAGCGGCAAACCCCCCAGGAGGAGGAAGAAGGUCCGGAAACCCUUCCAGAGGUGAAGACUGUUCACUUCUCACGGUAUCAAUAAAGCAACACAGGGACACAAUAAAUAAUGGCCAUGUUUGUCUAUUGCCUGCCUGUUGGCCUGCCAAGAUCUGGACUGAAGGAGAUGAAUGUGGGUAAGGAUCAGCCAGAGGAGAAAGAGACUGGCUCAUGAAGAGGAGUGUGUUUGGACUGAAUACAGUAUUGAAGGACGGCUGAAGAGGUGGCAGUGACGGUGCUUUACCUCUCAUUUUAACCUCUUUUCUGUUGGUCUUUAAGACAACUGUAGCCUUGGCAUUGAAAUCCUUUACAGGAUGCUGUAACAAAACACUUUCAUAAUUUCCUGCCAAAUCCUGCGACGCAUGAUUUACUCACCUGCAUUUUAGCACACUUAUCUUCUUUCAGUUGUGUUAUUCAUGUUUUCAAUACAGUUAGUUAAAUACAUCAACUUUAGACUGCUGGUGAAGGUCGCAGUCAGUUGGACUGAAAAAUGGAUCAGGAAAACUGACAUGAAGAAGAGAAGGAGCAGAGCAACAUCACUGCGUCAGUGUUACUAACGUUAGUGGCAUGUAGAUCCCAGAAUCUUCAUCAAUGAUUCCAACACAUCUUAACUAAAUUUACAAAAACAGCAAUUUGAGAACUCAAUGUGGUUCUCUGGUAGUCGGCACACAGGCAGAAAACACUUUAAGUUUGAAUGGCUCAAUGGAAGUCAAAUCUACUGGGACGACCAGUGUUUCUUUUUUAUUUUCGUAUCAUUAUUAUUAUUUUUAACAGGAAAUUUCCUCUUAAAACUGAUACAUUUUUUUCCUAUGGUAACAUUUGCUGAAAUGAAAAUCUAAUUUUUGGGUCAGGUUCAAUGUUCAAUGUUUUUGAAACAGUCCUGUUACUGCUUUAUGAAGAUCAGAGUCACAGUCACACCCUGUAUCCACUCACCCAGAAGAAGUUGUGUUAGAGCUGAUGCUGAUGUGUGCGUGGAUUUGACCAGAGAAUCACAUCCUUCACGAAGGAACACUCAUAACAUUAGGUUUUUUUUUAGGGUUACAUUUAAACAUUUCAACCGGCCCAGUUAGAUUAAGUGAACAUGAACCUGUGAUGCUGUCAAGAUGUGAAAUCUGGACGUGAUGGAAUGAAAAUAACAAAUUGGCUUUAUUUGUUUUCAGACCCACUGAUUUAAACAUGAUGAAUCUGCCUGAUGUGUAUUUUCUCAGACCCAGAUUAGGAUUAUAAUCACCACACAGUUAAUGGUGUAUAAAACUUAAUUGGUGACACCUUGACAUUUUGAAAUGUUGAUUAUACUGUAUCUACAGUAGUUUAAAAGACCACAGAAUAGAUGUAUACUGCCCCCUGUUGAUCCACUGUGUAGCCUGUUGAAAACACUUCAAUACAUCAAAAUAUACAACAGGUAACAACUACCUGAGUCUUAGAUGUAUGUUCUAAUUUAAAAUCAGACACGCUAAUUACCUAAUAUCGAAGCAAAGUGGCCUUUACGUAAAUUGUCAACAGAGACUUUUGUUCUUGAGCUACACAGUAAAAAUGCAGUAGUAAAAAACAUUUAGAAUCUGCAUUGAUUCAUUAAGUUGUUAAACAUUUCAGGCUUUCUAUAUUUUUUGCAGCAAGUGCAAUUCAAUGACGGAUGACAGAAAAGUCAGUUAAAAAAAACAAUCACUGUAAAUGAAAAACCUGAGACAACAUUUGUUUUCAUGCUGAUAUAUUCUCCGUGGCUCCUGGUAGCUUAUAAUUAAUAUUAACCUCCUGACCUGUAAGUGCUGUGUUGACAUGUUUAAAGACAGAUUUCAAAAUGUCAAGGUCACACUUUUCACUGUAAAUCUAAUCUGAACCAUAACAACUGAUCUCUUCCUAAUAUCCCCAGUGUUACUGUACGCAACAUGGGCACUAAGUAAGGGGUUGUACCUUGUGUUUGGUUUCAAAUGACACUUUAAUCUUCAUCACAGGUAAAUUUAGGAGCUGUUAUUGUUUACACCUGAUAUGUGAAGAUCAUGAGACUUUAGUGAUGUGAGACAUUUGACAAAAGGUAUUUUUGAUAAUUGACAAUUGAUGAGAAAUACCAUGUUCAGUUUUUUUUCUUCUUUUGUGUUAAUUUGCACACCCACCCCUGUAAAAACAUCACAGGGUGUUUUUGAACAGUCAUCAGUGGUCUAACAUACGCAGACUCCUCCAGCUGCAUCUGAGUGGGAGGUGUAGCACGCUGAGAUAUUAUUUGGUAGAAAGUGAAUGAUUAGAAGUUUUCGUUUUGGAAAAGUGCGUUUGAUUUAUACGACCAUGACGCUUCAUUUUCCACUCUGGAGAAGCCCAAGUAUGUGAACUGUUUUAGUUGGUUUGUGUGGUCGCCUCAAAUGAGGAGCCUUUGUUGCAGAUAUUGUCCGAGUUCGUUGAAGGAGGACGCUACGUUUACCACAUGUUUCUUCACGUGUCACUUCUUUUUCCUUUUGUACAUCCGGCCAGCUUCCCGGACUUGGAUUGAUUUACUUUAAACUCAAGUGAUUCUCGUCUCACAGAUUGAGAGUAAAAUAGUCAUGAAUUAAGUCUAUUCUCGUAAAAAUAUUUAAUAGUGUGAAGGCAGAUCAGAGCCAAACCAAGACCAUGAGAGGUAACAAUCUGAUUUUCAAAGAUGUCAGUUGAAUAUUAAAUUAUCAAACAAAAAUCUACAGAAAUGCUUUUAAAAAUUUGUUGCAUUUGUUCCAGAUUCCCCUGCAAUUUUUAAGGGGUUAAGUUCUUAUCCACCUUUUCAGAAAACUGAUUUAAAGAUCACAAUAUACUGUGUUUGUCCAUGUCUCGGAAACUGGACGCUUGCUUCCAGAUGUCCACCUUGACUUGAGAAUGUACAGUGCUGUAUGUUAACGGUAGUUGUUCAAAGUCCAAGAAUUCAAAGGAAGAGCCCUUCAGAUUUUUUUUUCUUUUCAAGUUUUCAAACAGAAUAUGCAGAGGUAUUGCAAAAAAAUAUCUGACAAUCAUCAGGGUUUUUUAGUAGGGAAUAAUCUGGAGUUCCCUGGAGUUCCCUGGCUGGCAAACAGUUUUAAAAAUAUCGCUGUUGGGUUUCGUUCCCCCGCUUUCUCUGGUUUUCAAAAUAAAGAUGAUUUCCUAUAUGCA